Messenger RNA from Trichoplusia ni (cabbage looper), 3494 nucleotides. Its product is annotated as WD repeat-containing protein 6. Gene Ontology annotation, cellular component: cytoplasm. The coding region runs from base 388 to 3363 and encodes 991 amino acids. Gene Ontology annotation, biological process: tRNA methylation. The record is from RefSeq and is a predicted model, not a curated record. The transcript is spliced from 6 exons. NCBI's taxonomy places the organism in Eukaryota, Metazoa, Arthropoda, Insecta, Lepidoptera, Noctuidae. Gene Ontology annotation, molecular function: protein binding.
UUACUAUUAUUAAUUCGUUAUGAAUCCUUAAAAAUAAUAAAGGGUUCAGAGCAUGUGAAAAUAACUUCUUUUUCGACGACCUAACUAAAACGGAUCGUCCCUAUACCUUGAUUACGCCAAAUGUCAGUUUGUUAACAAGUGAUAACAAGUAUUUAGAAUACAACAAAAGCUAAGCAUAAACUAUCGCGUCUCUCUUUUACACACAGACAAAUCUACAAUGCUGGUUUCUCAUUCUAAAAUUCCGGACGGAUGGGUCUGUCUUGUUGUCAUUUCUCACUUGUCAAUGUCAUUGUAAAUUUGAGUUCACACAUGUUUUGAACUGUUUUUUCGGCAAAAAUAUUUCAAUUGUAAGGAAUACAAUCAAGUCUGACUAAUAAAUCAAUAAAAAUGUCUGUAUUUACACGUACAGAUGUGACUGCAGUUAAGUUUUACAAGAACUAUGUGCUUGCCGGCAUUGGCAGCACAGUCAAUUUGUUCCAUAAAACAUCUACAAAGCUAUUACAACGCUUAUCUGGAUUGUACGGGCAGAAAAUAUAUGGUUUUGUGCCAUCUCAAUAUGGUGACAAAAUUUUUGUUUUUGGUGGAAAACAGUUCACAGUAGUGUCCUUGUCUGAUCCCGAGCAGUCAAAUGAAGGUACAGACUUGUUAUGUAGACUCUUUGAACCUGUAGUAUGCGAUGACUGGCUGCAUUCAGCUGUUUGGAUCAAUAAAGAUGUGAUAGCACUCUUGACAGCUCAUAAUGUAGUUCAGAAAUGGGACAUAAAAGCAGGUACCCUCACAUCUCAGCAUGCAAGCAAGGAUAACUCUAUAUUAUACAGUGGGCUGCUGCUAAAGUUGGAGGAAGAUGUGCUGGUGAUGGCUGGCACUGUCUUCUCUGAGGUUAUCAUUCAUAAGUGUGGGGCUGAGCGACCAUUACAUCAUCUAAAGGGUCAUAAGGGUGUAAUAUUCUCAAUUUCCUGUGAGCCAUCAAGGAAUAUCAUAGUUACAACAUCUGACGACAGAUCUGUAAGGAUAUGGGGUCCAGACAAUGAACCAACACAUCCAGGCACUACUGUAGAAUACUGGAAGGAUACCAACAUAGUUUGUAAGCAUGAGGUUUAUGGACACUUAGCCAGAGUCAUGAGGAGCUGUAUCACAAAUGAUCUAAUCAUCUCUGUAGGAGAAGAUUCAGCUAUAUGCUACUGGGAUUAUGAAGGAAAAUUAUUAAAGAAAGCCCUAACCCACCAGAACGGUUGCAUAUGGUCUGUAGACAGUGAUAACACUACAUUAGUGACUGGUGGAGGUGACUGUGGAGUCAUUUUACAUCCCUUAACCAUAGCCACAGACUAUAGUUAUAAUGAAAUUAUAGAUGUUGGUGUUGCCUCUCCAAAAAAAGUUAUAUUUACAGCCAGAAAAAACCUGCUUGUAAUGGAUGAAAAUGUUUUAGUUUAUUAUGAUUUUAUUAGUAAAGUUAAGAGUACACAUAAAUUGAAUCAUGAUUCUACUUAUAAACUGUUAUCAAUAUCAUCUUGCAAGCAACUGAUUGCUAUAGCAGAUAUGACAGGCAAACUAGAUGUGUUUUUAGAAAAGUGUAAAGAUGAUGCUUUUAUUUUAAAUAUUAUUGAUACUAAAUUACAAUUAGGUAAAAUUUUAUCAAUGCAUUGGGCUGGUAACAGGCACCUUGUAUUUUGUUCUGAUGACGGUAAUGUUUCAGUACUUGCUUCAAAUAAUGCAACAGUAGAAAUUGUUGCUAGAUUUGUGUUACCAUUCUGUAAAGAGAGAUGGCUGACUGCUUCUGCAAUAGAUUCUGGCAGCAAAUACUUCGUAUUGGGAGACAGAUGCGGAAAUAUUCACAUUUUUGUUAAGGAACAAAAAGAUCCUGUCAAAAGCUUUAGCAAAGUGCAUGGGAGGUAUGGUCCCACAUCAAUUAAUAUAGUCAAUAAUGACAUCAUCACUACAGGGAGAGAUGGAACUAUCAUGUACUUUACUAUACAGGGUGAUGGUAUAAAGCGUUUAUCGGCAAAGGACCUUGCUUUCGAAUGGGUCGAAAAGUUUCUGGACAAAGAUCAAAAUCUGGUGUGUGGUUUUCAAGAAAGAGUAUUUGUAGUUUAUAAUAUUAAAGAUAAUUGUAAAGUGAUAGAAACUCCAUGUGGAGGCGGGCACAGGUCUUGGGAUGCUGUCAGAUAUUUUGAAAAAGUAAAUGAAAAAUACGAAGAAUGUAUUAAAUUCGUUUAUUUAAAAGAUGCAGCCAUAAAUAUAACUACAUUUCAACUUAGUAAAAUUACUUCUACAAAUCUAGUCCAUGGAUCACAUGCUAAAGAAAUCAAUUGUUUGAAAGCAUUAAAAUUGAAUGAUGAUGCUGUAUAUAUUUCUGGUGGAGAAGAUACGACGCUUAGAAUAUCUAGUGUCGACGCAGUGAACUUUAAAGACGAAGUCGCUUUCAAACAUUUAUCGAGUAUUCGAACAUUGAAAACACAUGCUAUAGACGACAAUCGGUUUUUAAUUAUGUCAGCAGGGGGAAGAGCCCAAAUAUGUAUCAAAGAUGUACAAAUUCUUAAAGAAAAUGGAACAAUAAGAGUUAAAUCAGAAGAGUUAGUCGAUCAUUUCAUAAGGGGCACUGAUAAGGAGAGGAAAGGUAAUCAGACUUGGAGGAACUGCUCGAUAGAUUUUGAUCCUGAAAUGAGGAUCAUGGACUUGGAUUUGCUAAAAUAUAAAGAUGAUUUCGUAAUAUUUGCUGGCUGCUCCGAUUCACAUCUGAGGGUGUUUUCUUACAAAAAUAAAAGCAAGAAAUUGGAAUUAAUUAACGAAUCUAAGUACCACAAUACUUGUAUACUAAAGACCAAAAUUAUAACAAUUUUAAAUAAAACCACAUUAAUAACUUGCACAACUAGAGGUGACGUCACCAUGUGGGAUAUUUCUGACGUCAUAAAUUGUAAUUUCGAACCAUUCUUCUCAACGAAGACGAACAAAUCCGGGAUAAAUGCUUUAGCUACAGCAAACUUACCUGAAAACCAGCUGCUUGUAGCUACUGGAGGUGACGAUAAUUCCAUCCAUAUAAUUUUACUAGAAAUACCUGAUCAGGAUUACUUGGGCUCUAUGAUUAUGCUAAAUAGCUGGCAGAGCUCAAAUUUCCAUAGUUCUCAGAUAACUGGUUUAUGUUUGGUCGGCAACUAUAUGUUGUCUUCGUCUAUUGAUCAGCGAGUGACGUUGCUCAGCUGGAGUGUGAAAGAGAGAAAUAUAGUCUGUGAGUUCGUCUCACAAACGUCAACAGAUGUCGCUGACGUGCAGGGCAUGGACUUACUAGAAUUUAAUGGGGAUUCAAUAACAGUUUGCGUAUUUGGAAAAGGAAUGGAGGUUAUUAAUGUGCCAACGAAUCAAGAAUAAACAUCACAUACUGGAGUGUUUGGCUGAGUACGCAGAAAGCACGCUUUUUAGAGAAAUCGCUACAUUUGCAAAAAGUACGCGGCAACCACAUCGACCGCGGCCACAAUGUCGUCAACUACAAAAAGGUUAGA